AUGGACGCCUACGACACCUAUGCACGGUCUCCUCCGCCUUCACGUGGAUCAGGCAGAGAGCGCGACGACUACCGCUCGGCAGAUCCAUAUCGAGACAGGAGACGCUCACCAGACCGCCGCCGAGAGCGAGGGGACAGGAGACGCUCCCGCUCGCCCACCCAGAUCGACCGCUACCAGCCUGAUCGCUCUGGACGUGACGACCACUACCGAGAGCGGCGAGAUGACCAGCCUCCGCGUGACCGCCGCCGCUCCUCCCCACAGCCGCCGACCAUCGAUCGCUAUGUGCCUGGACAGGACACGCAAACACCACAAUCUAUGCUCGUGAACCCAAUGCCGGAUCCGAUGAAGUUGGACUUUCAGGUCGGCUUCACAUGGUUCGCUGAAUGGUGGAGGACAGAGCAACGCAUCAAGGACGAGAAGGAGAGGCAACGCUCCGGCAAGCCUGGCUCACGGCUGCGAGGAGAGCGGGAGAGCAGAGAAGAUAGAGAGGCAGAGCGCCCAAAGAUCCAGGCUGGAUACGACGCGUACAAGGAGAACUUGCAGAAACUCCAAGCACAGACGUUCGUUCGCAUGCACAAGGCCGAAGACUGGUUUCGGGAACGAUAUGUGCCCGAGGUCAAGGAGCCGUUCAGGCGGAGCCUCAUGGACUAUCGAAAGACUCUCUUCACGAGGUGGCAAACGGAGCUCGAAGCUGGUGGGUUUGAUGACUUCACGCUCGAGGGUAUCUACAAAUCCGAGUCCAACGGGCUGGGUGGCAUACUCGAGAAGGAGGAAGGCGAGACCACUGCAGCUGCGGAGGUACUUGGUGUCGGCGACCUGCUACCGUCAAAGGGUGGAGACUUGAGAGAUACAAUGGCGCAGCAGCCAACGCUAUUGAUCAAGACUAUCGCACCCACUGUCACCCGGGAAAGGUUUGUGGAGUUUGCGAAGGAGCAUCUCAGUGAAGGUCCUGGAGGCUACAUGCAUUUGAGUCUUAGCGAUCCGAAUCCACUCAAAAAAUGCCAUCGCAUGGGCUGGAUCAUGCUCAACUCUGACUCCGAACAAGCGAUGGACACAGACGAGAAGACUGAGCCGGCUGCUGAUGCCGGUGCUGAUGUCAAGGAAGAAGAUGCUAAUGGAGAACGCAACGGAGAAGUGGCAACAACAUUCAAAGCUAAGAACACCGCAGAGCGAGCACUUGAGAAGAUUAACGCGAAGACGAUAGAAGACCCUGAGCGAGGCAACUUUACAGUGCAUUGUGGAGUCCACAGGCCACCGGACGCGCCAAGGAAGAAAGCCUUGUGGGAUCUAUUUUCGGCUCCAGAGCGCAUAGCUCGUGAUCUGGAUCUCGCCACUCGACUGGCCAGGAAAUUGGACAACGAGCUCGGCGACGAGUUUUUCGGCGCUGCCAAGAUCGAAGAGCGUGUUAUGAACCUCGCUGAUCAAGGCUACCUUCAGCCACCUGCGGUCGAAGCCAAGCCGAAAGCGGAGGCUGACAUGGACGUUGAUGCAGGUGAAAUUGAAGAAGAAGGCCUGAUCGCGGACGACGAAGAUGAGACAGAUGACGCUGAGCUCCUGCAGAAGAAGAAGAAGCUUGACUUACUCGUCGAGUAUCUGCGUCGUGUUUACAACCUCUGCUUCUUCUGUGUCUUCGAGUCGGACUCGAUCCAUGAGCUGCAACGCAAAUGUCCUGGCGGCCAUCUCAGACGACCACGUGCCUCGCUCACAUCAACCGCGAAGGAGGUUGCGCAUGCAUCAGCAUCUGGCGAGGAGUUCCCGCUGAGGAAGAAUGGAUCGUUGAAGAAUUCGACCGAUAACAGCAGAGGCGAGGGCGAUGAUGCGGACAUGGACAUCGAAAAUGGUAGCCCUGUUGAGGAGAAGAAGGCUUGGGCCAUGAAACCUAAUGCUCGCAAUGCGCAGCAAUUGCAGAGAGCUUUCAAUUGGGUGAAGACAUUCGAAGAGAAGAUCCUGCAGUGGCUUGAGCCUGAGAAUGUUGCUCUGCGCAAGCUGGGUGGUACCCCGUUAGAGGAGGGUUUGGAGGAGGAGCUGAUCAAGUUCGUCAAGCAAGAAGACGCCUCAAAGUAUCGCUGCAAGGUACCCGAAUGCACGAAGCUAUUCAAAGGCACUGACUUCUGGCGCAAACACGUCGAGAAACGCCACGCUGAAUUCUAUGAACGAGUCCGCUCCGAAGUGCAGCUGGUCAAUACUUAUGUCAUUGAUCCAGCACACAUCGCACCUAGCAGGAGUGAUGCAAAUAGCAACGGCCACUUCCCGCUGAACAACCACAUCCCGACGGGUACACCACGAGGCUUCCAGCUCAGCCAACAGCAAUUCGCGAUGACCGGUGGUUUCGGCAUGGCACCUGGCAUGCCUGCGCCAAUGGCUCAGGGCAUGUGGACACCAGGUGGCAGCGUCUCCAUGCCCGCUGGUUGGGUGCCCCAGAAUGGCGCUUUCGUCCACGGAGGUGUGGGUCCUAUGCGCAGCAUGGGUGGUCGCAACACCUACACCGGCCUAAAUGUUGGCUUCACCGCCGUUCCCGGCAAGAUGGGUGGGUUGAUGCCUUACGCUCGCAACGACCCACGAGGUCAACGGAUCGGUGCUGGAGUCCCGCCGAUGGGUGGUAGGGCCAUGGCUAUGGCUGGCUUUGGCACGGCGAUGGAGGGAGGUCUUCCUGGGUCUAUUGGGCCGCAGGAAGCUGUUGCUGGACGGUCUAUAAGGAGUUAUGAGGAUUUGGAUGCUGACAAGGGAAAGGUUACUACCGAGCUUGACUACUAG
Molecule: messenger RNA, 2754 nt
Organism: Recurvomyces mirabilis
Lineage: Eukaryota; Fungi; Ascomycota; Dothideomycetes; Mycosphaerellales; Teratosphaeriaceae
Exons: 3
Coding region: 1-2754 (917 amino acids)
Biological process (GO): mRNA processing; primary miRNA processing
Cellular component (GO): nuclear body
Source: RefSeq, a predicted model, not a curated record